CGGAGGCAGCACGGCGGUUUUGUUGUCGAGUACAGUAGUAUGCUGCAAUGUGUUAGCCGGUCAGUCCAGAUAACGAGGUCCUUUUCUAUUUUAAACAGGAGUUUCAUUUCGUCGUCAGCCAAUCCGAUUUUUUUUUCAAACUUCAGAAUGACGGACGAAGCAGUAAAGCGGGUGGUGAGUGACACCAUUCGUUCUCCAGAAGACAAGCGGGAAUACAGAGGACUGGAGUUCACCAAUGGAAUGAAAGCGAUUCUAAUCAGUGAUCCCACAACAGACAAGUCAUCAGCAGCACUCGAUGUUCACAUAGGCUCAUUGUCAGAUCCUUCAAACAUUGCUGGUCUUGCUCAUUUCUGUGAGCACAUGCUGUUUUUGGGCACGAAGAAGUACCCCAAAGAGAAUGAGUAUAGUCAGUUCCUGAGCGAGCAUGCUGGAAGCUCCAAUGCCUUUACCAGCGGAGAGCACACCAAUUACUACUUUGAUGUAUCCCAUGAACACCUGCAAGGAGCACUAGAUAGGUUUGCCCAGUUUUUCCUGUGUCCUCUGUUUGACGAGAGCUGUAAGGACAGAGAAGUGAACGCUGUUGACUCUGAGCACGAGAAGAACCUGAUGAAUGAUGCAUGGAGACUCUUUCAGUUAGAGAAGGCUACUGGGAAUCCCGAUCACCCUUUCAGCAAAUUUGGAACAGGCAAUAAAUUGACCUUGGAAACGAGGCCAUCACAAGAAGGUAUCGACGUUCGUCAGGAGCUGCUAAAAUUUCAUUCUACAUUUUAUUCUUCUAACCUGAUGGGACUUUGUGUUCUGGGACGAGAAUCUCUGGAUGAGCUGACUUCUAUGGUGGUCAAACUCUUUGGAGAGGUGGAGAACAAGUCUGUGCCUAUCCCAGAAUUCCCAAUGCACCCCUUCCAGCAAGAGCAUCUUAGGCAAUUUUAUAAGGUUGUGCCCAUUAAGGACAUUAGGAACCUGUGUGUGACCUUCCCUAUCCCAGACCUUCAAAAGUACUACAAGUCUAACCCUGGCCAUUAUCUGGGCCACUUAAUAGGGCAUGAGGGUCCAGGAAGCCUGCUGUCUGAGCUGAAAUCUAAAGGUUGGGUUAACACCUUAGUUGGAGGCCAGAAAGAAGGGGCACGAGGAUUCAUGUUUUUCAUCAUCCACGUGGACCUAACAGAACAAGGAAUCUUGCAUGUUGAGGACAUCAUCUUUCACAUGUUCCAGUAUAUUCAGAAACUCAGAACAGAGGGUCCUCAGGAGUGGGUUUUUCAAGAAUGUAAGGAUUUGAACACAGUUGCCUUCAGAUUCAAGGACAAAGAGCGUCCACGUGGAUACACAUCUAAAGUGGCUGGACUGUUGCAUUACUAUCCAUUGAAGGAGGUUCUUGCUGCAGAGUACAUGCUGGAAGACUUCAGACCAGACCUCAUAGAAAUGGUGCUGGACAAGCUGAGACCAGAGAAUGUCAGGGUUGCUGUGGUCUCCAAGUCAUUUGAAGGACAGACUGAUAAGACAGAAGAGUGGUAUGGGACCCAGUACAAGCAGGAGUCUAUAUCUGAAGAGGCUAUUAAGAAAUGGCAAAGUGCUGACCUGAACGGCAAAUUUAAACUCCCUAUGAAGAAUGAAUUCAUCCCCACCAACUUUGAGAUUUACCCUCUUGAGAAGGACUCUCCACCCUAUCCCAAUUUGAUAAAGGACACAGCGAUGAGUAAAGUGUGGUUCAAGCAGGACGACAAAUUCUUCCUGCCCAAGGCUUGUCUGAACUUUGAGUUCUUUAGCCCGUUUGCUUAUGUCGACCCAUUACACUGUAACAUGGCAUAUCUGUACCUUGAGCUGCUUAAGGACUCCCUGAACGAGUAUGCAUAUGCAGCUGAGCUAGCUGGCUUAAACUAUGACCUUCAAAAUACAGUCUAUGGGAUGUAUCUCUCGGUAAAGGGCUACAAUGACAAACAGCACAUCCUGCUGAAGAAGAUCAUUGAGAAAAUGACCACGUUUGAGAUCAGUGAGAAGCGCUUUGACAUCAUCAAGGAAGCGUAUAUGAGGUCUCUGAAUAAUUUCCGGGCUGAGCAGCCUCACCAGCAUGCCAUGUAUUACCUGCGGCUGCUAAUGACUGAGGUGGCUUGGACAAAAGACGAGCUCAAAGAAGCGCUGGAUGAUGUCACUCUGCCCCGCCUCAAGGCCUUCAUACCGCAGCUGUUGUCACGGUUACACAUCGAAACCCUGCUGCAUGGUAACAUUACCAAACAGUCUGCUCUUAGUAUGAUGCAGAUGUUGGAGGACUUGCUGAUUGAGCAUGCACACACUAAACCCCUCCUCCCAAGUCAGCUGAUUCGCUACAGGGAGGUCCAGGUGCCUGAUGGUGGCUGGUAUGUGUACCAGCAAAAGAAUGAGGUCCAUAAUAAUUGCGGAAUAGAGAUCUACUACCAGACAGACAUGCAGACCACACAUGACAACAUGCUGUUGGAGCUCUUCUGUCAGAUCAUCAACGAGCCCAGCUUCAACACACUGCGCACCAAGGAACAGCUGGGCUAUAUAGUGUUCAGUGGUCCACGUAAGGCUAACGGCGUGCAGGGGCUUCGUUUCAUUAUACAGUCGGAAAAGGCUCCUCACUAUCUGGAGUCGCGGGUGGAGGCCUUCCUCAAGACCAUGGAGAAGAGUCUGGAGGAGAUGAACGAAGAGGCCUUCAACAAACACAUCCAAGCUCUGGCAAUUCGCCGUCUUGACAAGCCCAAAAAGCUAGCAGCUGAGUGUGCUAAGUACUGGGGCGAGAUCAUUUCUCAACAGUACAACUUUGACAGGGAUAAUAUUGAAGUUGCUUACCUGAAGACACUGACAAAGGACAACAUUAUGCAGUUCUACAGGGAUCUGUUGGCUGUUGAUGCUCCAAAGAGACACAAAGUGUCCGUCCACGUGCUUUCUCGGGAGAUGGACACCUGUCCAGUGGUUGGGGAGUUUCCAGCUCAGAAUGAUGUCAACCUCGCCCCUGCUCCUUCUCUUCCUCAGCCUGUGGUGAUCCAGGACAUGACCGAGUUUAAGAGGAGUCUGCCUCUCUUCCCACUCGCCAAACCUCACAUCAACUUCAUGGCGGCCAAACUGUGAUGGACGUCAGCUGUAGGCAAUCGGAGGAUUUGCUGGCACACAGCAUGGAAUUCUGAGCCAGUAAAACCAUGCUAUGAUUGUGUGAGAGAGAGAAAGAAUAACUGGACAGACUCUGUCUUAUAGCCCGGUCACUACAGAGCUGUAAAAUUUACUUAGGAUGUCAGAAUAACAUGUUGAGACUGUUUUAGACUAUACAGAUAUCAUUUAUCAGGAAUAGUUGAUGUAGGUGUUGAGUGCUGACCACAGGAACAUUUUUACUUUGCUGUGUGUGUUUGGUUUAAGGCUUUCAUUUUUAAAAAGAAAAAAAGCUGGAAAGAUUUUACGUUCCUCGUGCUUCUGUAAGAAAUCCUUUUAGCAAUCAACUGUUUUCUGAUUACCCAACAUGAUGUAAAAGCACUGAUGCUCUUUUCUCUUUGUGUGCAGUUUGAACACUGAGACAGGUCUGCUUAGAUUAGAUCACAAAGUGAUCUUCAGGAUGCCAGCUCUUCUUUAGGUUUGCAUUUUGCACUCUAUUUAUUGGAUUUAUUAGUAGAUUAAAGAUACAAUCAUUUUAGUUGAAGCUGCACAUAUGCUUAAUAUUAUCUUUCCAGCCGUUUCUCAGAGGAAUUAAUGAGUUUUGUUGCUUUCUGUCUGUAGUGUAGCCAGUGCUAGCUCAGCAUGAAUAGAAACACAGGAUCACACGAGUAAGAUUUUGGGGUUUGCCAUAUGGAACACUACAAAAGGCACCUCAGUGAUUAGGCUCAUAUUUUGGUACGUUAACUUGCCAUCCUUAAAUUGCCUUUAAUACAGUUUACUAAGUGUUCAAACUGUGCACAGUGAAGAAAAUGCUGACCACUGGUUCAUCCCACUGGGUAAAUAGAAACGAAUGUUGAAUUGCUCUCAUAAAUCAAUCUGUGUGUGCAGAUUGUCUACACAUGAAUCUUAUACUGAAAAUAUUUUGCCCACAAGAAAUGCAUUUUAAAUCCAGUGAUCAUGUUUAUUUUAUCUGCAGUUUUUUUUAACUAGUUUAAAUGUUGGGCUCUAUAUGGAGGUGCUGUUUUAGGCUACUGAGUAGGUGGCAUGAAACAAAGUUUUACUGGAUUUCUUUCUUGAGGAUUAUGAUGCUUCACACCUCAAUAUGGAUUUUUAUUUAAUAUUGAAGGAGAAUUUAAAUAAAUCAUUUUAAAUCUU
This is a messenger RNA of Trichomycterus rosablanca, 4254 nucleotides long. RefSeq names its product insulin-degrading enzyme (gene ide). Gene Ontology annotation, molecular function: metal ion binding; metalloendopeptidase activity. The coding region runs from base 40 to 3084 and encodes 1014 amino acids. The transcript has 25 exons. Gene Ontology annotation, biological process: amyloid-beta metabolic process; peptide catabolic process; hormone catabolic process. Lineage: Eukaryota; Metazoa; Chordata; Actinopteri; Siluriformes; Trichomycteridae. The record is from RefSeq and is a predicted model, not a curated record. Gene Ontology annotation, cellular component: peroxisomal matrix; cytosol; mitochondrion.